AAUGUCGAUGCCGCGUCCGUGGCGCCAAGAGGGAAAAGUGUAUACGUAUAGCCGUACAUUAUACACGAUAGAGAAGCAUAGCAGUAGCAGCAGCCAGCAGCAGCAGCGGCAGCGGCAACGGCCAGUUCCCGCUCUCUCGCUCUUUCUCUCUCUCUCCUUCUCUCUCUCCUAUAUAGCGCCGCUCCUCGGGCUCGCUCCGUACAGUUACGGUCCGAUAAUUCGUCCAGACGCACUGCGGACUUUAAACUCUCCCCGAAAGCACACAUAGAGCUACAAGCGACGGCCUCGCCGUGCGCCACCGACGCCUCUACGCUCAUUCCGAUUCUCGAUCUCCUUGGAGGAGCAUUGCAGUUUUCGCGCUCGCCAAGCGCGGUUCAGCAGUGACGGCCAGUUCGUGAAAAGCCGAGUGCGCUUACUCGCGAGAAAAGCAGCGUUUUUCGUUUCCCGGACUUGUGCGCGGACAAUCGAACAGCGUAGUUGUGCACACGCGUCCGCGCACUCCGAGAGGCUCUCGCAAACGCGUGAUCCUGCCAGGAUCAUCGCGGAUUUGCGCAUUUUCAAGUGGCUCGAGCGAUUAGUUCGGGGAUAGAAAAUAUAGAGAGGAAAAUGAGACACAGUGAUUUGUUCGACUUGAGGGUGAAUUGACGGAUUGAUAUCGAUGGACCAGGAGAGUGUUUAUUCCAAGAGAGCUCGAGUUUGAAAGGAAAAUUGAGAAUUUUUUUGGUGUUUCUUCGAAGUGAGAGUUAUUCGCGUUUUCUUUUAAUCGGAGUUAGCUAUUGACAGGAAACAAGACACUUGGGGAUAACGUCGGAACAGAAGCCAUUCAGCGCGGAGUAAAAACAACUGACUUUUCAAAAGAAAGGAGUGAAAUUCGUCAAUAAGAUGUCGGGCCUGCUGUAUACUCUGCUGGGCCUGGCCGCGAGCUCAUCUCUGCACUGUGCGGUGCGUCGGGAGAUCAGCCCGUGCACCUGUCGCCAGGAGGACUUCGCGGCUCCGAUAGUCGCGGGGCCGCCUGUAACCGCUAGCAAUGGACCUGCAACUUCUGUCGCGCAUGCUGUACCGCACGGGGAACGAAUAGAAGUCGAAUGCGAGAGAAUGGAGUCUUUUCACCAAGUGGCGGAAGCCCUUAGUGGGAAGUUUACUCCUGAUCAGCAGAUUAUACUAAGAGUCUCGCAUUCGCAGCUCAGAGAUAUAUCCAAACAUGGGUUUAAAGAGUUGCGGAUGUCCAUCAUGAGACUCGAGCUCAACUACGAUGGUCUUGGAGUCCUUGACGAAGAGAUUUUCGCAGGCUUGGGACGAACGCAGUACUUGAGUUUGGCGGACAAUGAAGUACCGGCAAUACCAAGGAAUAUACUGUCGCACUUGUCGCUUCUGCGGACGCUCGAUCUCAGCAGAAAUCGAAUUAGCCGCAUUGAUGCCGACGAUUUCAAGUAUAAUCCGACAUUGCAAUAUCUGUUGAUGGCCGGAAAUUCUAUAGCAGAAAUGGUGCCAGGAUCUUUGCCCCCAUUGGUCAAGCAUCUUCAUGUUGGUAGGAACCAUCUGAUGAGCUUGAACAGGACUCUGAGGGACCUGAAUCAGCUCGAGUGGUUGUUGAUAAAUGCGAACGAAUUGACUUCCCUGGAUGGUGAGCUGCCAUCCUCGGGGCACAAUCUGAAAAUGCUCUACGCAGCAGACAACAAGCUGACUCACUUGCCCGCGGAAUUUCGGUUUCUCCAUCGUCUUGAGUCUCUCUUUCUGCAGCACAAUCAGAUAGGCAGCCUCGAUGGUACUCUGCAGAAAGCUCGCAGACUCAAGUUCCUCGAGCUUUCCUACAACGAUCUGCAAGUGCUGACCGAAGACGAUUUCCUCGAAGCGGAGAUGCUGGAAGACCUGGAACUCGGUCACAACAAGUUGACAUCCCUUGGAGGCGACGGCAACGUCAACGCCGACGGCACCACCACCGCUAACAGUGCCCUGUACCCCCUGAAAUCUCUGAAAUGCCUAAAUCUCACGCACAACGAGCUGAGCGAAUUCUCGUUCUCGUCGAUUCGCGGACUGCGCGAACUUCGCAUGCUCGACCUGUCAAGCAACAAGAUCGGCCGUCUUCUACGCGGCAGAUCACCGACCGAGCGAACGAUCCUUUCUCCCCUGGUGGUAUUGCAGAAUCUGGUGGAGGAGGAGGGUGAAGAGACCGCGGGGGCGAGCAUCCAGGACAUGCGGCUCCAGCACAACGAGCUCCGCAACCUCGAGGGCUCGCUAUUCGUCGGCAUGAAGGAGCUGCAGAGGCUCAAUCUGAGCCACAACGCGCUCGGACCGACGAUAGCACUGAGGGAUCUGCGCGGCCUCGACGGCCUCCGCGUCUUGGAUCUCUCGUACAAUGAGCUCACUACGCUCGAGGACACGUCCGAGACGUGGCUGCCAUCGCUGGAGGAGCUGAACGCCUCGCACAAUCGUCUGGUGACCCUGUCGGAGCGAGACUUCCGUGGCUUCCCGGGUCUCUGCUGGGUCGACGUCAGCGACAAUCGGAUUAGCACCCUCAAACCGGAGCUCGUCGCCAACACCCGCUGUACCGUCCAUGGCGUGCCCGAUGUUCUGCGCAUCUAUCUCCAAGACAAUCCGGUGCUGUGCGACGCCGGCCUGGUCGACCUGACGGUCGCUCUGGAGGUGAACCACGCGAAGGUCUACGGUGUGGCGAACGACUGUCCGACGGCCCCGAGUCCGACGACGAUAGAACCGCCGACGCCGAUGCCACCCUUGCCGCCGACCCUGAUACUGGCCGCGGCAGCGGCAGCCUCGGGCGGCAACGUCUCCUUCGCAGCGACCCUCGAGUAAACGCUCUCCUCCGUAUCACGGAAUCAAACUCGUCCUCCGGCUGUCUGUCUUUAUCUUUCUACUCUCUCUUCUCUUAUUCUUUUCUUUUCUUCCUUUUUUUCGUCUCCUUUCUCUGUCUCUGUCGACCGACGGUUUUCCGUGCAUACCUGCGCGACGGAAUGCGGAGGGGACACUUUUGUCAGGGGGUCGUGUUUGAGACCCGCGGGAGCUUUCAUCUUGACAGCGUGGGAGCUGCGCACUUGGCAGUUUUGGGGGAGACGUCGCUGCGCGCGCGCACAUCUCGAGAUCGUAACGAGGGUGAGAUUUUUUUUUCGACGCCUGGCUUCUGGCGAACAAAGUAUGCAAGUUUGCCGUGUUGACGAGAGAUUUCGUCGAUGUGCGCGACGCUCUAUUGGCUUACGAUUGCGCGCGUUUAGCGCGAGGAAAGAUAUUUAUUCGAAACGUCUCAUGCUGUGUAGUUUACCAAGUAAAAUAACACUUUCUGCCUACCGAUUUCCCAUAUUAAAGCUAGAGCAAAACUACUGCAUGGAAUAUAACGACAAGUGACGAAGUCGUCUCGCUUAUGUUCUCGAGUUAAUCGUGCAUUCGUGUAUAGAGAAUAGCAAUAACGAUAAUAUUAUUGUAUUUAAAGAACAAAAAAAAAAGAAGAAAAAGAAGAAACACAUGUAAAUAAUCUUCACAUAUUCAUGACGAGCUCGUUGUAAAAUUGUAAGCCGAGAUCAACUGUUUUUGUUUUUUUACUUUCGAGCGAUUGUAUCAGACUCUCAAUUGACGAGAUUAGGAGAAAAAAUUUACAUAUACAUAUGGUUCAUUCGAUACAUUGACUCAAGUAUUAGUAUAAGUAUCAGCGAACACCUUUUUCAAAAUCUUGUAACGCAUACUUCUCGUUAAACUUUUUUAAAUACCGGUCAAUCAGAGACAAUUCCAGCCCUACUCGCCGGUAUUUUUCUCGGCCCGUCGCGCGCGCUCUCGAACGAGAAGAGAAAAACACACGCGGUAUACAAUCUCGAUCUCGCCGUCAAAAAAGAAAAACAGACAGCAGCGGUGAAUAAUUUUCAAUCAAGGAUGCAUCAUCGGACCUUCAAGUGAACGAUACACAAACGAAGCAUCGACGAGACAUCGAUGGCCAAUUGAAUAUAUUCCCCGUGAAUGGCACACAUGAAAGAAAGAGAAAGAGAGAGAGAGAGAGAGAGAGGGAGGCGAAGGGCCGGGGGUCAACAGAAGCGAAUGAAAUCUGUUCGAGUUAGGCGCGGGGCUUUCGCGCGCGACGACGUUCGGUCUGAUUGACAGUGGGCGAUCAAUUGACCCCGAGCGCCGGCUCCGUUGACUUAUGCCAAUGAAGGGACGUGAAUUGUUAUCGACGCGUGCCUCCGCAUGCGUAAUAUCGGGGCCUCCGCGGCGCGAGCUCGCUAUGUACGUACCGAGCUGUGUUUUCUUUUGGUGCGUUUUUUCAAGCGGAAUUUUUAGCGGCGAGAGGGGCAUUUUGAAAGCAACCAGCCGGCAACUGAUAAUCGUCUUGAAAAUACAAUAUAUCACGGUUUAUUGUUGACCAUUUUUUUAUUCGCGCAAUUAGUAUUAGGAUCAUUUUAGGCGUUAGUUGAUUGUCUUGAUCGAAAUUAGAUUUAAAGAGCACAUACUUUACAUUUUACGAGUAAAAAUAUUAUGUUAUAAGUCGAAGCUUUGGAGAUCACCAGAAGAUUGAUUUUCUUUAAAUUAACGUAACUUAAGUGUAUAUUCUACUUUUGUUAAUAUUAAUAGUUUUACGAAAAGUAUUAUAGCGCAUAUUGUUACACGUGUCAUUUUACAUAGCCGAUCAAUCUUUGUAUUUUCUAUGGAAUUUCCAAAUAAAAAAAUAUAUCCAAAGUGUUUGUAACUACUUCGCGAGCUUGUUUUUUUUUUAAUAAUACUAACAAAAGUAUUAUAUAAUAGAAUAUGUAUAAAAUCAUUUUCUCAUGACGCCGCUUCGUCAUUUAAUAUAUAGUGAAAUACUAUAUUGCUCAAUAGCGUACGUUCUUUGAGAGGCUGAUACGAGCGUUAUUAUUUAUCCUCGCAAGAGUACGAUACAUCUUCGGACUUUCCGAGUAGAUUCAAAAAAUUUUUUAUAUCAACGUUUUAUUAUUCAUCGUGCGUAUAUUAACUUUGUAGUCGAUUAGAGAAUAUAUCCUUGCUAAUAAAGAACUUCUUGAAAUGUUCAAAACUUGUCAAAAAAAUGAUGAGGCAAUUCUGAACACUUGUAGUUGAACUUAUAAUAUACUACAAUUAAGUUAUAAACGAAGAAUCUGGAACAUUUUUUUUGUAAUGAACGAAAAACGGUCACGAAAAAAAGUCACUUGCCAAAAAUAUGAACAAUUCUUAAGAAUGAUCUUUGAAAAUUCACUAUUUUAAAUUAUCUAUAAUAUCCUAAUUGAAUUCGACUAAUGAUGUGUAUUAUAGUAAGAAAAAUAUUUUAUUAUACACUCUAUUUAAUGUAUAUCUUAAGGCAUUUGAAUAUUGUUAUUAUUCGUAGAAUUUAAUAUAAAUGCUACUGUAUUACUAAUAACUUAUAGAUUUGUUUAUGUCUAUAUCUACAAAAGUAAAAGUAUUUAAUAUAUAUACAUAUACAUUCAUCUAGAAGAUGUUUUUAAUGAAUUGACUGUACAAAAAAUUAAUGCUAUAAGGAAUCAUGUUUAAUGAAUGAAUAAUGCAAGUUUUCAGAUGUUAACAACACAGUCGAUUUGUUAAUUUAUCGCUACAUUACUUUCACAGUAACAAAUAUUUUUAAUUAAAAAUUUUUAAAAAAAUUUUUAAUUAAAUUUAACAAUAAUUAAUUAAUGUUUUAAUUUUUAUAUGAUUGUAUGUUUGCGUGCAUACUAGGAUUGUAACACUAAACCUAAUUUAAAGUCUUGAUAUCUAAACUAAAUGUUUACAUGGAUACCCGUACUUGUAAAAUUAAAAAAAAA
This is a messenger RNA of Nasonia vitripennis (jewel wasp), 5750 nucleotides long. It is a transcript of the gene ltl, whose product is annotated as insulin-like growth factor-binding protein complex acid labile subunit. Gene Ontology annotation, molecular function: protein binding. NCBI's taxonomy places the organism in Eukaryota, Metazoa, Arthropoda, Insecta, Hymenoptera, Pteromalidae. The record is from RefSeq and is a predicted model, not a curated record. The transcript has 9 exons. Bases 883 to 2811 code for a protein of 642 amino acids.